Messenger RNA from Solanum dulcamara, 2228 nucleotides. RefSeq names its product calcium-dependent protein kinase 29. Gene Ontology annotation, cellular component: nucleus; cytoplasm. Gene Ontology annotation, biological process: protein autophosphorylation; peptidyl-serine phosphorylation; intracellular signal transduction. The record is from RefSeq and is a predicted model, not a curated record. Bases 324 to 1952 code for a protein of 542 amino acids. The transcript has 8 exons. Lineage: Eukaryota; Viridiplantae; Streptophyta; Magnoliopsida; Solanales; Solanaceae. Gene Ontology annotation, molecular function: calcium-dependent protein serine/threonine kinase activity; ATP binding; calcium/calmodulin-dependent protein kinase activity.
UCCAAUGGCUAGUCCACGUCUUGUUCACAUUUCAGUUUGUAUAAACCGUAAGCUAGCUAAAAAAGUAAGAAUAAACCAAAGGCAGAGCAACAAUAUAUCCAAAAGUGACACGGCAAAGCCAAAGCAAAGCACCUUUAAAAGCAAAACAGUCUGCUGCAAAAAAACACAAUCAAAACAUUCUCAGUCUGAAUCAAAAUACUUUACUUAACACCCAUAAAUAUCCAUCAACACCCACAAAUCUCUUUCUCAAAUCAAAAAAAAAAAAAAACCUCCAUUCUCUUUCUCCCCUUUUCUCAAAAAAAAAUAAAAAAUAAAAAUCACCAAUGGGUCUCUGUUUUAGUAAAGAAUGUUGCUGUCCACAUUAUAGAGAUGUCCCAAUUUCAUCAUCUCCAUCAGAAUCUCCGGAAUAUCAUCCAAUUCCCGUAUUAUCUCAAAAAUAUCCACAAGAAUCACCACCAUCACGAACACCAGCACCAGCACCAGCACCAGCACCAGCGCCAACAUCUUCUUUGAUGCCUACGCCUAGGACUAGUACUUUCAUGUCAUCAACUUCUGAAAUUGGUCCAAUUUUAGGCAAGCCAUAUAUAGAUAUAAAAACAAUCUAUGAUCUUGAUAAAGAAUUGGGUAGAGGUCAAUUUGGUAUUACAUAUCUUUGUAGUGACAAAUCCACUGGAUUGAAAUACGCAUGUAAAUCAAUUUCAAGAAGGAAAUUGGUAAGUCCAAAGGAUAUUGAAGAUGUUAGAAGGGAAGUUACAAUACUUCAGUAUUUAAGUGGACAAUCAAAUAUUGUGGAAUUUAAAGGUGCUUAUGAGGAUAAAAAUAAUCUGCAUUUGGUUAUGGAAUUGUGUUCUGGUGGUGAGCUUUUUGAUAGGAUAACAGCAAAAGGGAAUUAUUCAGAGAAAGAAGCAGCAAGAAUUGGAAGACAAAUUGUCAAUGUGGUUCAUGUUUGUCAUUUUAUGGGAGUGAUGCAUAGAGAUCUUAAACCUGAGAAUUUCUUGAUGGUUAGUAAGGAUGAUGAUUCUCCAUUGAAGGCUACUGAUUUUGGGCUCUCUGUUUUCAUUGAAGAAGGAAAAAUUUACAAGGAUAUUGUUGGAAGUGCAUAUUAUGUUGCUCCAGAGGUGUUGAAGCGCAAGUAUGGGAAGGAGAUAGAUGUAUGGAGUGCUGGAGUUAUUUUGUACAUUUUAUUAAGUGGAUUUCCUCCCUUCUGGGCUGAGAAUGAAAAGGGCAUAUUUGAAGAAAUUGUUAAAGGUCAAUUGGAUUUUGAAUCAUCUCCAUGGCCUUCUAUCUCUGCCUCAGCAAAGGAUCUUGUGAGGAAAAUGUUGAUACUGGAUCCUAAAAAACGGAUCACGGCAAAUGAAGCCCUGGAACAUCCGUGGCUCAAGAAAGACGGUGAUGCAUCAGACAAGCCUAUUGAUAGUGCUGUUUUAUUAAGGCUGAAGCAAUUCAGAGCAAUGAACAAGAUGAAGAAACUUGCUAUUAAGGUUAUAGCGGAAAGCUCAUCAGAAGAAGAAAUCAAGGGACUGAAGCAGAUGUUCAAUAACAUGGAUACUGAUGGGAGCGGUACAAUCACGUACGAAGAACUUAAAUCAGGGCUGUCUAGGCUAGGAUCCAAGCUCACUGAAGCUGAAAUAAAACAACUGAUGGAAGCAGCAGAUGUUGACAACAGUGGGACUAUAGACUACAUCGAGUUCAUUACUGCUAUGAUGCAUCGACACAAACUUGAGACAGAAGAGAACUUGAAUAAGGCUUUCCAGUUUUUUGACAAGGAUAAUAGCGGAUUUAUUACAAGAGAUGAACUUAGACAUGCUAUGGAAGAAUAUGGAAUGGGGGAUGAAGCUACAAUAGAUGAAAUCCUAGAUGAUGUUGACACAAACAAAGAUGGGUUAAUUAACUACGAAGAAUUUGUCGCCAUGAUGAGAAGAGGAACGGUUGAUGAAGUGAGGCAAAGAUGAAAUUGACCAUUUCUUCAUCUGUAUGAUAGUUACAAGCAUUUUCCAUGAAUAAGAUUCUUCCAUUGUGUAAAAAUUGUAAGUGAAAUAACAGCAGUUUCAGAGGGAGAGGAGUGUUCAGUUCUUUGUGCAACCAGAAACUUGUUUAUAACUGUAUUUGAAUAUUGAAUUGAGUGAUAAAAAUGCAAUGAAGUGCAUCUUGCUUUAUUAAGGUUUUACCCAUGUAAAAUUAAGUGAAAGUUAAAUAAGAAUACACACAAAAUCAUGUUUAAGAUUUCA